AUGCGGUUAUGGGCCAUUGCCGACAUACAUUUGUCGUUCAAGAGCAAUCGCGAAGAAUUCGCUAAGCUUCAAUCGCGUGGGCCGGACGAUGGCCUGAUCUUGGCUGGAGAUGUUGGUGAAAACCUGGAAACAUUGAACGAAGCCUUCAGAGUGGCAAAAGGCAAAUUCAAGCAUGUCUUCUGGGUACCCGGUAACCAUGAGCUGUAUACUUCUAAGGUCGCCAAGGAAGAUGAAAUGCAUCUGAAAGGCGAAGCCAAAUACAUGGCCUGCAUCAAAGCUGCGAAGAAGCAUGGUGUACUUACUCCAGAGGACGAGUUCAUGACCUGGGUGUACGAAGAUGACCAAGGAUUUCAAGUGGCGGCCGUCAUCUGCCCAAUCUUUACUUUGUACGACUACAGCUUUCGACCACAAAAUGUAACGCGAGAAGGAGCGUUGGAAUGGGCGAUGGAAGAAGGUAUUCGAGCUACUGACGAGAGCCUGCUAUAUCCUGACCCAUACUCGACACGUGAUGAAUGGUGUGCUCAGCUUGUCUCCGAAUCUGAGACGAAACUGGCCAAAGCUGCAAAGACCGGCUUUCCGCUGGUCAUCAUCAAUCACUGGCCACUUCGUGAGGACACGAUCUUUAUUCCCAAGGUCCCGCGCUUCAGCUUAUGGUGCGGUACAACCAAGACCAAAGACUGGCACACCAAAUACCAUGCCAAAGUGAUCGUGACCGGUCACCUACAUGUACGCAGGACCGACUGGAUCGAUAACGUGCGCUUCGAGGAAGUAAGUUUAGGCUACCCACGGCAGUGGCAAGAAGCCAAGGACGAAGGCCACAACGUGAACACACUGCUACGAGAGAUCCUCCCGGGACCACCAACACCCACGGGAGGGGAAGAGCCAACGACGACUUGGAGAGGUAGAGGCAGAGGCUGGUCGUUAUCGCACGGUCUGGAGGAACCUCUGCGACGCCCCACCUUUGCUGCAAAGGAUGCACCCGAGGAUGCUCUGACCAUGACACCUACUAGUCCUACUGGUCGAUUGGUCUAG
This is a messenger RNA of Recurvomyces mirabilis, 1032 nucleotides long. RefSeq lists its product as uncharacterized. Lineage: Eukaryota; Fungi; Ascomycota; Dothideomycetes; Mycosphaerellales; Teratosphaeriaceae. The record is from RefSeq and is a predicted model, not a curated record. Gene Ontology annotation, molecular function: hydrolase activity. The transcript is spliced from 2 exons. Bases 1 to 1032 code for a protein of 343 amino acids.